Messenger RNA from Debaryomyces hansenii CBS767, 186 nucleotides. Its product is annotated as DEHA2A12716p. The coding region runs from base 1 to 186 and encodes 61 amino acids. The transcript has a single exon. The record is from RefSeq and is a predicted model, not a curated record. Lineage: Eukaryota; Fungi; Ascomycota; Pichiomycetes; Serinales; Debaryomycetaceae.
AUGGUGAACAGAAAAUACAACUGGCAAACACCCAAUAGUGCACAAUCCACCGUGUACAGUUGUAUAUAUAAAUCUAAAGACACUAUCGCCUCCGACUCAAAUAUCGCAACGUUAAUGUCGCUUAGGACUCUUUUAUCACUUGAAUCAAAAGAACUAAAAAAUGAGCUUAACACUGAUGCGCCUUAA